Rangifer tarandus platyrhynchus (Svalbard reindeer) is the source of this 570-nucleotide messenger RNA. The record is from the annotation of a GenBank genome assembly. NCBI's taxonomy places the organism in Eukaryota, Metazoa, Chordata, Mammalia, Artiodactyla, Cervidae.
AUGAGGGGUCCCGCUGCCCUGAGACCUCAGGGAGCAGGGCUCCUGCUUGUCACAGGGUGUGGGGGACUUCUGAGGGGCUCUGCAGAGUGGAGCCCGUCCCUGGGCCUGGCGCCACAAGAAAGCCUGGGUCCCCAACUCCCCUGUCCCCUGGGCCUUGCAACUUCCUCCGCCUCUCCUUCAGCAGGCUCUGGGAAGGCCUCUCCUUGGCACGGCCUCCCCUUCGGCCACACCACCCACCCUCGCACAUACACAGACAACGGAUUCCCCCCCACCCACCUGUGGCUCCCGGAGCCCAAAGACCUGCAGUGCAGGGGCUGGUCCCACUGCGCUGGUCCUGCUCGCAGCCGGGCUGCCAGGCCCAGGGUCCUCGGGGACACCUGUCAGACUGGGGCCCUCGGGUCUCCUGCUGGCAUCCAGCUUGUGAUGAGGCCCAGACACCAGACCAGGAAGGGCUCCUUUGAAAUCUGGGACCAUGAGUGCAGAGACCUCACCUGGCCAGGGGCCUCCGUGGGUGAACCUCAGUCUGACCAGGUGAAGCUGCAGGACAGCUAUGGACACGCCCCGUGCUGA